Messenger RNA from Lolium perenne, 1139 nucleotides. RefSeq lists its product as uncharacterized. NCBI's taxonomy places the organism in Eukaryota, Viridiplantae, Streptophyta, Magnoliopsida, Poales, Poaceae. The record is from RefSeq and is a predicted model, not a curated record.
CCUUCUAGAAGAGUAACACAAGUCCAUACGCCAUUCACCGCCUAUGCAUGCGGUUCUUCUUGGGAGAUGGAUCCAUUAUAAUUUUCCAGACUUCUGCCAACGCCAUAGCAGCACAGAAGAAGGUUUGCGUGGCUGAAUUCACAAUCUUGACGGAGAAGGAAGGUCGUCGAUGCAGCCCUGACGAUAUGCUGGCUUACGGGAGGAGGCUCAGCUCCCUUGUUGACGACUGUCCGGACGCGUUCAGUUGCCUGACACGACUCAAGCUAGAGAAUCUUAAUUUAGGUGAGUCAGAUUUCCCUAGAAUUUUCAGGUUGUGUAAGCUACUGCAGUUCCUCCACUUGGACAACUGCGACAUGGGGUUUGGGUCCUUGCUGGAGGUGGAACACCCGCGGCUCCGUGAGCUUGAGGUUUUCCGGAGUGAUUUCGAGAGGGUUGAUUUGAACUGGCUGCCGGAGCUCACAACGCUGGCAUUUUCUACUUGGCUAUCUUUGGAUGAUCCGUUGUCUUUUGGUUAUGUCCCGCAGCUCCACACCGUGAGCAUCAGAAAUCCGGCUCUUUCAUGGCAGAAGAUGCUCAAACUAAGCGAAUUUCUCGGCAAAGCAACCGUGAGCAACCUGACUCUUGGCUUUGAAAAGGAAAAAAUCUGGGUUAAACCUGAAGACCCGAGAGAAUUGUCACGCGUGUUCAGCAAACUAAGGCUUGUGAAUUUAGCUGCCAUUUCAAAUGAAUGCGAUCUGACUUGGACGGUGUUUAUUCUGCAAGGUGCGCCUUCCCUUGAGGAGCUAUGCAUCAGGGUUUGCGACUGCUCGGGGGUGAGGAAUAAGGAAAAGAGGAAGAACCUUGGGUAUAGCGAGGAGAGGAAGGACGCGGAUGCAAAAUGGGAAGCAUCGGAUUUCAAGCACAAUAAUCUUUCCGUGCUCAGGAUCUUUGGGUUUCAAUCAGAAGACAAGUUUGUGGGUUAUGCAAGAGCAGUCAUGCACAUAGCAGUCAAUCUGAAGGACAUAUACUUUCAUGAGAAGCCAGCGUGCAAGGUGGAGUGUGCAUACAUCGGCCGACGAAGUAACAAAUACCCGCGGUCAGUCGAUGGAGAAGAUCAUGCUUAGGAUCAGCAUGUAUAGGCACCCGCUUUUAAGGCUUCA